Messenger RNA from Sardina pilchardus (European sardine), 1305 nucleotides. It is a transcript of the gene c10h15orf40, whose product is annotated as chromosome 10 C15orf40 homolog. The record is from RefSeq and is a predicted model, not a curated record. NCBI's taxonomy places the organism in Eukaryota, Metazoa, Chordata, Actinopteri, Clupeiformes, Clupeidae. The transcript is spliced from 4 exons. Gene Ontology annotation, cellular component: cytoplasm. Bases 102 to 494 code for a protein of 130 amino acids.
GCUCGCUACCGCAUGCCAUGUAAAUGUUUUUAAAAUUGUAAUCAUACAAAAAAAAUUACAUACAAACUAACAUCUCCCGUUUUACUGGAAUCAACGGGCACAUGUGUUCACUCGGUUCUUCUUUACGCUUGGCUUCCAGGGCAUUAAUUAAACCUCUGGACUUAAAAAACUGUUCUACAUUCUCAAGGAGUACUGCACAUUUGCACAUCACUGUGUUUACUGACUGUCAGAAGAGUUUGAGGUUCUUGUGUCAGCUACAUCAAAAACGUUUCCUUUGGAACAAAGACAUGCCAAAGAAAGAUAAACCGGGUAAAGGCGCAAAAUCACAGUCAGAGGAGACCACAGCAUGCCCAGUUUCUCGCAAUAAACACGGAGGGAUUUCCAUAGCUGUGCAUGCGAAGCCUGGGUCUAAGCAAAAUGCCAUUACUGAUGUGUCGUCAGAGGCAGUAGGUGUCGCUAUCGCUGCACCCCCAACUGAUGGGUUCAAGAUCUAGAGAGAAGGUCAUUAAUGUUUCGGCAUCAUUAAGCCCUGAAGAAGUCCUGGAGAGACUGAAGGCAGAGUCCACGCAGUGAUUUCUCUUGAAGCUGUCUGAUUGAGACACAGACAUUGCUUGUUGAAAGAAGACAAAACCUCUGCAUUAUACUGCCAUGCCAUGUGAUUUGCUAUAAUAACCACUGUUUCUGCAAUUAGAAUACCCUGUUUUGCAUUUUUGAACCAUAUAGCACAUCAUGGUGGAAACAAGACUUCAGUUUCCAAGUCCAAGUAAUUAUCCUAGAUAUUGUCUCAUCAAAAUAUACUGUGAGGGAAAACUAGCAAGCAGGUUAAAACACAGAACUCCACAGGAUAAUACAGUCUGAUUCCACAUCCUGACAUACUUUUAUGUGGCAACAGAUACUGACACAGUCCAGCAUCUCAAAUGGCCAAGAGAGGUGUUUCAGAUGUGAUUCUAAAUGUUAUAGAGACACAUUUAUCACUGAGAAAAAGAAUUUAAUUAAGAUGUUCAAUUAGGAAUUUACAAUUAAUCAAAGUGACAGCAGACUCAAGGGAUAUUUUUAUUGCUUGACAAAUGUAGAGGUCUGUGGUUGGCAUUUUCAUUUGUUUAAUUUAAUUGAAUUAAAUGGUUGUUGAAUUUGAUUAGUUUGGUUUUCUGUUUAGUGAAUAUUUAAUGUGGCUGAUAGAAAUUGCAUGGCUAAUGUUACAAGAAGUGAUACAACUGUGGACAAUUUGGUCUCAUCACAAUGACAAAUGCUGCACCUGAAAGUGUCCCUCUGGUCACUAACUUACUAUUUAUUUUUUUAUGAAUG